GUUGAACAGGUUUGUCAAGAACUACCCAAUCAAACUAUCUUUCUCAUACGUCUUUUGGAUAAAGCUGAUGUAAUCAGUAGCCAUUAUUACAGUGUGUGGUACAACGUGCGAUAGUUUCUUGGCUGUUUUUAUAUGGCGUAGUAAGUGUUUUUGGAAACUAUGGCAAAAUAUUUAGCACAAAUAAUUGUGCUUGGUGGUCAGGUUGUUGCAAGGGCCUUCACCAAGGCAGUUAGGCAGGAGUUUGCAGCCAGUCAAACUGCUGCUAAGAGGGCUGGUGGCGGGCAGCAAGGACGCAAAGCUGCUGCUACAGACAGUGUUAUGGGAAUGUCAUUACAGGAAGCACAACAAAUACUGCAUGUUUCACCAAAUUUGAAUCCUGAAGAAGUCCAGAAAAAUUACGAUCAUUUAUUUACUGUGAAUGAGAAGUCAAAAGGAGGUUCAUUUUACAUACAGUCCAAGGUUGUGAGAGCAAAAGAACGAAUAGAUCAAGAAUUUAAAAAUAGAGAAGAAGUAAAACAGAGAAAAAAAAUUUCAGCAGAGACAACAAACAAACCUGAUGAGCCGUCAGCACCUUCAUGAUGACACUUGCAGCAGUUGUACAUCUUAUUUAAAUUAGGAGUGUUUUACAAGUCUUCAGCAAUGCAGUGAAAAACCAUAUUGAGUACCGUCACAUUCCGACAUGGUUGCCAUCCUUGAUGAUCGCUGACAAUUCUAUACUGACAAUCCACUGAGGUCAUUUCCCCAUAAUAAGACAAAAUAAAGCCGAAGUAUAUUUUAAUCUCUUCGUGGAGACAUCAGUUUUUAAUUGAUGUCCAUUAUCUCAUAAUAUCAGUAUUUUGGUCAUGUGACCUCAGUAUCUUACAAGAAUAUGUAGAACUUAACGGUAAUUAUUAAAACAAUGUUUUUAUUUAA
Saccoglossus kowalevskii is the source of this 912-nucleotide messenger RNA. RefSeq names its product mitochondrial import inner membrane translocase subunit tim16-B-like. Gene Ontology annotation, biological process: protein import into mitochondrial matrix. NCBI's taxonomy places the organism in Eukaryota, Metazoa, Hemichordata, Enteropneusta, Harrimaniidae. Gene Ontology annotation, cellular component: TIM23 mitochondrial import inner membrane translocase complex. The record is from RefSeq and is a predicted model, not a curated record.